UCAUGUCCCGCCCCAUCUCUCGAGCGUAACGUGUGUUGACUGCCUGGCUUUACUCCGGCUUGUUCAGAAGCAGGUUAGUCUAUUUUAUGACAUUUGUUCGCGUCUGAUAAAGACAAAACUCACCAAAGAUCAUGAACAGUUUAAUUCGAAAUACUGCGAGGUGUUUGCGGUCUGGAGCAGCCGUCUACAUACCCAGACAGGCCGACGGACGAGUGUGGACGUCCUCGGCCCGGUUCCUGUGCGCGGCGGCGGACGUCCAGAAAGCCCUUGGAGAUAUUGUGCAGAAGGACAAAGUGGUUGUGUUCAUGAAGGGGACUCCGGCCCAGCCUAUGUGUGGCUUCAGUAACGCCGUGGUUCAGAUCCUCCGGAUGCACGGGGUGGACGACUACGCUUCGUACAACGUAUUAGAGGACUCCGAGCUCCGAGAAGGAGUCAAGGCCUUCUCCAACUGGCCCACGAUCCCCCAGGUGUACUUCAGCGGAGAGUUUGUGGGGGGGUGCGACAUCCUGCUGCAGAUGCACCAGAACGGAGAUAUGGUGGAGGAGCUGAAGAAGUUGGGCAUCAACUCCUCACUGCUGGAGGCCGAGAAGGAAUCCAAGUAGAGGAUGAACGUCAAACAGCUGACCAGACAGAGGACACAUUGAUCAGGUCUAAUCCCCCAUGAUGACGACAGAUAAACCAUCUAUAAAGCAGGCCUGGGCAAAGUUUACUCACCUUUCCAAGCAGUUGAGUGGCAGCACUGUCAUGGGAAUCUUUACUAUGUUUUAUAUGUAAACAGAGCUCCUGCUAAUACACUUCUGAAUGUGCACAGAUCAUGUACCUGAGAGGUGAGGACUUUAAACUAGGAAGAAUAAAAAGGGUUGACAGUGUCUCCACAGGAUUUCAAAUUCAUUUCUCAUCUUUCUAGAGGCUGAUUAUUUUUGGGUUAUUUAGAAAAACACAACAAUUACAUAAAAUGACUCUUUAACUUUAUAUUAAAAACUUGUUAGCUUUCUUUAGAGUCGUGUUUCUGGCCACAAAAUGUCAUAUUCACUUUCUAUUUAACUGGGUUUGAAAAAUGUUUAGCUCUUUAGCUGCACCAAACACUUCACUGGUUAGUUUCUAACUGUGAAUAUCUGCCACUUGGUGCUGGGCAGCUAGCAGACACGAUGUUGAUCAGAGUUUGGGGGACAGAAAACCACAACAAAGAUCUGGAAGACGUCGUCAAGCUUUAUAUGGUGAUCAUUCUAUGUGUUUAUGUCAAUAGGAGCAACCUCUUUUGCAUAACAAACAGUAAUUAAUCAAAGAUAAAUAAUUGAUUAUCAGCUUUAAUUUUCCCUUAACAAAUGGUGGGAAACGUUGUCCUUUGCCAUCUACUUCCUACUAUGUGAAUGCUUUUCAAUCAUCCUGAUUCUCUAAAUGCUAAAUAGCAGAAUAGAAACCCACAACAGCUAAGUUUGCCUAAUUUAGAGGCUUUUUGUAAUACAUUCAGUAAUGAAAGUCCAGAUAUGACCACACUGUUGGAGAGAAAAUCAUUUUGAAACCAGGUUGGACCUGCCUGAGGGAGACUUUCAGCUUCCCUCCCUGUGUUAUUAAUUAGUUUACACAAGAACUCUGGCAAACCUCCGUCAUGUUGACCUGUAAAAGCUCUGCUAGCUAACUGUCUACCUUUUCCCCCCAAGCCCCAGUCUGUUUAAGACCAAAUAAGCCUCAUGGUACACUUGUUAACAUCUAUAUAAGUCUGCUUGGGUCACACCACGAAAAUCUGUCAUCAUACUAUAAAGCUUCUAAAUGCACUGCCUGUAACUUCCUUUAUCUAGAAGGAAGAACAACCACGGAGCAAUACUCAUAAUUAUACAUACGGGAUACUUUCUGAACAAUUACAUCUCUUCAAAAAUUGCCUUUUGUAGUGGAGGUCACUACAGUCAUGGAUCCCGUCUCACUGACCUCUUAACAUGCACUGUCCAUAUGACUGAGGAAUACAGUGGUGCAGGAAUAAGUCCUAAAACCCAGAAAUGAGUCAGCAUUUUACCACUCUCAGUUCCCGCGUCUCGAAGUCAACGUUUUUGUUUGUGGUUUUUGGUUAGUUGCUUAAUACAAGGUCUGUGGUUAACACAAGCUGAAGAGAUUUUGUUCUGUGACAUUACAUAUGUCAGUAAGAGCACAUUUGUAAAUGCUCGAAGCUUUUAAUGCGUUGUGAAAACUGCGGUUGCUAACGGGGUUCGUUUUUAGCCUAGCAUUAGCUCUAUACUUUUCUCGAUAGCAUUUACGCUUAAAAAAAUCAUUAAGUGGUGUUAAUAUUUGGAUAUUAUCCUGCUGAACAACAUUUCGUAGUAUCAUAAAUGUGUUUGCCAAAGAUCUUAUUUUCUACAAUAUUUCUAACACCAUUACUUUUUGUCGAGAGAACCCCUUGCAAUGCUAACUUUAGGACAACCCACAAAAAAGGUCAUCACUGCACCACUAUUGUCGCCUGUUUGUUCUUCCUGCCAGGAACACACACACACACACACACACACACACACACACACACACACACACACACACACACACACACACUUUAAGAGCACCCGCUGAAACGCAACAAACUGUGAUACAUUUUCUCUUUUUCCCCGAAGACAGCACACGGACUAACAGGAGCAGUUAAACAUUUGUUGCGUCUGUCCAAGUCUGUGGUAUUUGUUCAUUUAUCAAUAAAGGAAAAAGAGAAGUUUUAUUUUUUGGAGGUGUAUUUGUUGAGUCUAACCCCUUGUGUUUAUCAAUCCUAGAUGUUCCUUCUGCUGCACACAGCUGUAUUAUCAAAGCAAUGGUCAUGUAAUACACUGUAAGAUAUUGUACAUUGAAAGCAUAUUAUUAAAUGCAUUUGAGCUGCAUGUGAACCCUUCACCUAUUAAAUAUUUUGUGACAAAUAAAAAGCCAAUCCAGA
Trematomus bernacchii (emerald rockcod) is the source of this 2902-nucleotide messenger RNA. It is a transcript of the gene glrx5, whose product is annotated as glutaredoxin 5 homolog (S. cerevisiae). The transcript is spliced from 2 exons. Lineage: Eukaryota; Metazoa; Chordata; Actinopteri; Perciformes; Nototheniidae. The record is from RefSeq and is a predicted model, not a curated record. The coding region runs from base 132 to 602 and encodes 156 amino acids.